AUGAACGAUCUACUACAUUCCAUGAAUAACACUAGUGGCGAGGUUCACACACCCCCCAGGUCAAAUGAAUAUAUGCGAGAAGUCAGAAACAGCUUUGACGAAUCCAUAAUACAAGUCAACUCUAGCCAAACUCCCGCAGCGGAGCAAUUUGACUUUGUUGCAUCAAAAGUGAAUGACACAAUUGACGAGAUCAGAUCUGUCUACAAGGAGAUUGGCUAUUCGCAGGCCGAAGUGACAGCAAAAAAGAACGAGAUUUUUGCUUCGAUUACAGAGACAAUCGCCACAUUCACCCAGAAUCUUGAGCGAGAGCGUACAAACAUCCAAAACGAGUGUGACUGGCUCCGGCAGCAGAUUCACUUGAUCUUUUCCAUACUGAAUGAGGACCGAGGCGAGCGAAUUCUCUCGUUGACUGAUAGAUGGCUUUUGUUCAAAGACGAUCCUCAGGUGCAACAGGAGAUAGCAGCUGAAAAAGCAAAGUCAAAAGUCAAUCAUGAACAUCUCUUUCUGUUAUCACAAUCAUCCCGCUAUAGCCUAUCUAGUCUGAUUCUGAGUAGUUCUCAUAGCGAUUCUAGCACUCUGUCAAGCUGGAAGGAGCCAUCUUUUUCUUUGCUACAGACAAAAUCAAGAUUGAACAGCAUUUUCUUAGAGGCACUCAAGACGUUUGUCAAGGUGUUUCGGAAGUUCAAUGAGGCCAAUGUCGCUUUUUGGGAGAACAUUGAUCUCAUAAUCGAAAACUGGACACCGGACCCCAGUGACUCUUUUCUCUGUUCUCUUCCUAGUAAGUCUGACGCAUAUGCACAUGCAAAGUUAAUCAAAGAAUUCGAUGACAUGCUAGAAGAUUUGAAUCUUGAGAAUAGAGGGCUUGAUUAUCAGACAAGAGCGUCCGAGAACUCGGGAGAAGUAUAUGCUUUUGUUAUUUCCAGUCCAAGCAAGAGAAUUUCAAAAACUGGCUCCGAGCAGACAACGCAACCGUUUAAGGGUCGCUGUGUAUCAAUAGAGGAUGAAAUGAGCAGGCUCAGAGACAUCAACUAUAACAUUGUUCGUACCAUACGUGGACUUAAAGUCCUGAAACUUAACCGAGACGUUCUCGCGAAACUACUGAGGGCUAUCGAGAAUACUGAGACGGAAAUCAGAUCUAGAAUUGUUCAUGUGAAAGAGAAAUUAACUUUAUGUUUACAAUUGACAAGAGAUCUCUGUUUGGAUAGAAAAGAUGUCAUCACUAUUCUCAAAGAUCCAGCUGCAUCGAAGUCUGGUCUCAAGCAAUUUGUGAGCAAUGAGGGUCAAAUCGAGGUUGAAACAUUGCACUUUAUUUCGGAGAAUCCACAAGAGCUAGGUUUGAAAGACCAACACAUCAAUUUUAUUAGCAAGCUUGUCAAAACCUUACAGUCCAUCAAAACUGCCAAAGAAGAUCGCCUUGCAACCAUGAAAUCUGCUUGUGUUCGAUUAUGGGAUACCUUGAAAGAAAGCCCAGAAUACAGUCAAAGGUUUCUUGAAGAAAACGACAAUCUCAGGGAUCAAUCGUUGCAAAGUUUUGAGGCAGAAUUACGGCGCUUGAAAGAGAAACGUAGAGAGUUCAUCGAGGAGUUCAUAUCCCUUACACAGCAAGAGAUUGAAAGAUACCACGUACUCUUGUUUCACACAUUGCUGCAGCGCCAAGAGUUCAAGUACCAUAAUCUUGAUUUGUAUUUGGCUACUGACGACAAAGAGCACAUUCUCUCUGAGCAUGAACAGGAACUUGAGAGAUUAAAGAAAGAAUAUCUGGCAAAGCUGGAAAUUUUAGAACUAUACUCCGAAUUGAAAUCCUUGAUUGAAGAUCGGAAAUUCUUAGUUGAAUCUUCAAAGAACUCUAAGCGUCUAUUGGAGAAAAACUCCUGUCAGACGUUGCUUAAUGAGGAGAGAAUAAGAAAAAAAGUUCUGAGAAAUAUGCCGCGUGUGUUGACCACUAUAAAGAAGAAAAUUGUUGAUUACAAUACAAGCAUUUUGUCCAACGGUGGCAAAGCUUUUAACGUCGGGGAGAUGGACUUGUUUGAGGAAGUCUUAAUUUUGGAGGCUGAAACCGAAUCCCAAAAACCUAGUAAAACUUCGAGACACCGUUCUACCAAAGUAUCCCUGAGAUCCGUAUCACCUUCAAAAUCAAGGGUCGCAGCGAGAGCUCCCUCUCCUGUGAAGCAGAAACAGUCUCCCCAGAGAGUCACAAAGUACUCAACUCAACGCAAUACCUUAUCUCCAAUCAAAUCUGAUAGGUUCAAAACUGGGUCAGCAAGAUCUACUAGCUCUUUGGCGUAUAGCAGUGGGAUACCCAAAUUAGUAACUCGGGAGCCAAUGCCUUUGAGCUCCAAGCAAAGUGGCCAAAAAUCACCCAGCUUGAGAAGCCCGAUUAAUUUCACAUUACACUCGAGUCCAAGGCAGGCCCAUCUGUAUUUUCAAUCAAGUGAGGCUGCACCACUUCAUAGGCGCCAGCAAAGCUCGCAUCUUCAGCCCCUCCAAUCACCUUUGCCGCCAGACACAUCUGCAUCGAAUGAGCUUUUCUCGGAUGUGAAAGAGAGCACACUAUACUCCACUUGCUCCAGACUUUCUCCUUUGAGAGGAGGUAGUUUGAGCAAUUUGCGGGCCAACAGUCCUGGGAAAAAGCAGGCUAUUCCGGUGAGCGAAACAGAUAAAGAGAACUCAUUGAUUUUGUCGAAGUCACCUGUGGAAGAGACAUACGGGUUGUCUCCCAUCAGAUUCGACGGUAGCUUCAAGGCUCAUGAUCAUGUCUCGAGACUCAGCACAAAUAGUUUGGCAAAUUCGACAAUACUUGGAGAUGAUUACCAAACGUGGCGAGAAGAGAGAAUUAGGGAGAUUAAUGAAAAUAGGUAG
Australozyma saopauloensis is the source of this 2859-nucleotide messenger RNA. RefSeq names its product Ase1p (gene ASE1). Gene Ontology annotation, cellular component: mitotic spindle midzone; cytoplasm; spindle. The transcript has a single exon. Bases 1 to 2859 code for a protein of 952 amino acids. Gene Ontology annotation, molecular function: microtubule binding. Gene Ontology annotation, biological process: microtubule cytoskeleton organization; mitotic spindle midzone assembly. The record is from RefSeq and is a predicted model, not a curated record. Lineage: Eukaryota; Fungi; Ascomycota; Pichiomycetes; Serinales; Metschnikowiaceae.